GGCGUUGCAGUUAAAUAACCUUUACACCGGAAACAAUCUUUAAAAAUACAGCGUGCGGGGUUGUUGUUUUUCUUGGAGGUGACAGUGUAUAUACACAGACGCAAAAGAAAGAAAGAAAUGUCUAAAAACACGAGGAUAGCGUUGGUAUUUGGGGGUUUUGUGACGGCGGUGGCUGCUGCGUUUUACCCCAUAUUUGUCUACCCGCUGGCCCACAAGGACGAGUACAGGCAUGUCCAGAAGAUCAACCGGGCAGGAAUCAACCAGGCGGACGUGCAGCCUGUUGGUGUGAAGAUGUGGUCUGACCCUUUUAAACCUGCAGACAAGUGAUGACCUGAGACAGAAUUCCCAAGCACUGACGGAAACUUGAUGAAUGAUGAGUGUAGUGUGUGUGUGAGUGUGUGUGUGUGUGUCUGUGUGUGAGAGAGAUAUUCCAUGAAAAUGUUCAUUUUGAUUGCUUUUUACCCUUUUCGCCUUGAAUAAAGAUUGAAGGUUAAAGAACUUUAUCAUUGAAACGUCUUAAUUUAAUAUUUAAAAAUGCAGUGAAUGUAAAACAUGGAACAGGUGAUGUGUUAUAUCAGGUUAUGAACCAGGAUUUCAGGGUAGCGUGUUAGUCGUCAGUCGUCCACUAGAGGGCGCAGCAGGUUUGACUGCUGUCCCAGAAGGCGCAGGGCCGAGCUUUAUUAUGAAAAGUACUGUAUUUCUGAAAGUGUCACUCUGGUAUGCACCCUGUAGGAAAUUUUAAUAAAAUCAGAAGUGUGUUUACCC
Cololabis saira (Pacific saury) is the source of this 765-nucleotide messenger RNA. It is a transcript of the gene smim20, whose product is annotated as small integral membrane protein 20. The transcript has 3 exons. Bases 118 to 327 code for a protein of 69 amino acids. The record is from RefSeq and is a predicted model, not a curated record. Gene Ontology annotation, biological process: mitochondrial respiratory chain complex IV assembly. Lineage: Eukaryota; Metazoa; Chordata; Actinopteri; Beloniformes; Belonidae. Gene Ontology annotation, cellular component: mitochondrial inner membrane.